Molecule: messenger RNA, 2321 nt
Organism: Salarias fasciatus (jewelled blenny)
Lineage: Eukaryota; Metazoa; Chordata; Actinopteri; Blenniiformes; Blenniidae
Gene: slc39a13
Product: solute carrier family 39 member 13
Exons: 10
Coding region: 341-1486 (381 amino acids)
Biological process (GO): zinc ion transmembrane transport; intracellular zinc ion homeostasis
Cellular component (GO): membrane
Molecular function (GO): zinc ion transmembrane transporter activity
Source: RefSeq, a predicted model, not a curated record
GGACUUCUGUGCGUGGCGGGGCGGGAUCCUGAGCUGGCUGCGUGUUUUCCUCCAGGAUCCUGAUACGUGGCUGUUUGGGAAAGCCUCCCUGACCGGGAGUAACUCGUGCGGAUCCCCGCAGCAGCAGCAGCAGCCGCAGCCGCAGCUGGAGUCCGCAGCCCGCCUUCAUCAAGCCGGCCUGGAUGGCAGCGACACACCGGUGCACACACUCCCGACUCCACCAGGCACGUAGCCCCCUCUCCCCUCUCCCUGCUCGGUCGUGCCGCGGCUCCGCUCCCCGGCGUGUCUGCGCGGUGUCCGCACAUUACCGGCUGCACAUGCUUUCUGGACCGUGGGACAGAUGAGAGGUGGAAGCGGUCGGAGGCCCAGCUGGGCUGUCGCUGCUCUGUUUAUCCCCGUUACCCUGCUGAUGCUGACCUCCCAGAGGGCCUCAAGCCAGAAAAUGACACAAACGGCGAUGGCUCACGCCACGGCCACGGCUGCAGGGCCUGGCCCCGGCCUGACACUCGACCUCCCGGGCCUCCAGGCGGCGGCGGAGUUCUUAGCCAGUGAACAAGCUCAUGUGUGGCUCCUGUCCCUUGUGGGCUCCGUCGCUGUGGGCCUCAGUGGGAUUCUCCCUCUGCUUGUCAUCCCCAUUGAAGCCGGAGCAGCCCUCAAAACAGAAGCUGGAUGCCAGAAACUGAAGCAGCUCUUAAGCUUUGCUAUUGGUGGUCUCCUUGGUGAUGUAUUCCUCCACCUCCUUCCCGAGGCGUGGGCGCUCUCCGGCUCCUCAGCUGGUAAACAGAAGCACUACAUGGCCCCGGGCCUGUGGGUAAUCAUCGGCCUGCUGGCCUUCCUCCUCCUGGAGAAGAUGUUUCCAGACCAGGACAGCCUGGAGGAUCCCACCUCGGAUUCAGACCUGAAUUUCAACUCUGCUAGGCAGACUAAUUCGGUCUACAGCGGAAAGGCAGUGGUGUCGCUUAAAAACGGAAGCCAUGCCGAGUCAUGGAAAUCCUCCAAGCAGCAGAGUCUGCCGGAAAGAUCAGAGAAAAUCAAGACAAGUGGAUACCUGAACCUGCUGGCCAACUGCAUUGACAACUUCACCCACGGCCUGGCUGUGGCAGGGAGCUUCUUGGUGAGCAAAAAGGUCGGGUUUCUCACCACUUUUGCAAUCCUGCUCCAUGAAAUCCCUCACGAGGUGGGAGACUUCGCCAUCCUGCUGAGGGCGGGGUUCGAUCGAUGGAGCGCCGCUCGCAUGCAGCUGUCCACAGCGCUGGUUGGCGUCCUGGGAGCUUUCUUCGCUUUAUGUGCGCAGUCACCAAAAAGCACAGAGAACGCCAGCACCUGGAUCCUGCCUUUCACUUCUGGAGGUUUCCUCUACAUCGCCCUGGUGAAUGUGGUGCCCGACCUGCUGGAGGAGUCCAGUUUAAGACACUCUCUGCAGCAGAUACUGCUCAUUUUCUGUGGUGUGGCCAUCAUGGCUCUGCUCUCCGCUGUUACCGAGUGACUGCGGAGGAAAACGGCCUCACUUUGCCUUACAAAUAAGACUGAGCUCAGAAGUGGAGCGAAAACGUUUCCAUCCUCCCACCCUUCACGUCUGUUGCCCGUCGUUCAUGGAAGCAUCGUGUUGAUGAAGAGAUCUGUCAUCAUGGUCGUCAUCAUGUUGAAAUGGUCUGACAAAGGCGGCACUUUAUGGGAGAGGACGGCCUUUUAUUCUGACGACAUGACAUCUGUGUGGAGACUUUCUGAUGAGCCGAACACGAACAUUACCAGAGUAUUGUGACGAUUUCGGUCAAUAUUUGUUACCAAAUUGUCUCCGUGGAUCAGACAAUCGAGAUGUUUUGCACAUAUAUUUACACAGGUGCUCUUAAAAGGAAUAAUAAUGGUACAAAGAACAGGCAUCGCUGGCCCUGUGCUUGGACCUCCCCCUCAACGUUGUACCCAAACCUAAAUAGUUUAAACGUAUGUGUUGUUACUGUUUCGCAUCCUAAGUUUCAGAUGUUACUUAUUUAUUCAGUUGAUUUUUGUGCGACUCCCACAGCCAUGUUGUCAUUUCGUCUCGGGGAGAAAGAAGUGCCCGGAAGUCAGAUUAUUUUUUUAGAUUUAUUCUUUACACCAAAGUAUAUUUUAUCUGUCUCGGUACACCCCGUUAGUGCUGACGCCAGGCUCUUCUUGAACAAAUGUUAAAGAAAAUAGAUUGGUACUGUUUGUAAAUGUCUUGUUUUAAGUUCAAACGAAAACAAUUUUUUUUAAAAAUGUUGCGACUUUUAGAAAGUUGAUGAUGUAAAAUCAUUCCUGUCGUGUAGUUUGUCAAGAUUUCACUCCUGUAGAAAUAAACUGAA